Molecule: messenger RNA, 1933 nt
Organism: Cloeon dipterum
Lineage: Eukaryota; Metazoa; Arthropoda; Insecta; Ephemeroptera; Baetidae
Gene: Bsg
Product: immunoglobulin domain-containing protein Bsg
Exons: 8
Coding region: 173-1288 (371 amino acids)
Source: RefSeq, a predicted model, not a curated record
AGAAACCAGGCUAAACUAGUCGAGUAAAGUUGGGCGGCUGUCUCUGUAUGACGAUCGCUGCCCUAAAAUCGUAAUAAUAAUCUCAUAUUGCCGAUAAUAGCGAGUUGUCGCCAUCUUUCCUCAGCUCGUCGACCACCUCUUGCCGCAGCCUUGCCGAAAAUUCGACUCGGAAAUGAUUUGGAGACCAUUAAUUGCGACUUCCGUAGCAGCAAUUUUCCUCGCUGUCGGGGUGGUUGCCGAUGAGACGAUUAACACGUACGGAAACAACUUCGCGCUGAGCGAGGGUGGCCACUUCAGCAUUUUCUGCAACGUGUCCAAGUUCGAGGCUCUCAAGUGGCAAAAAGAUGGUUUGGAAAUCUCUGAGAAAGUAGGGAACAACAUCACCCUGCACAGCGACAAGCAACCCUGGGGCACGCAGGCUGAACUGCGAGUGUCGUAUGCCACCGCCAGCCACACUGGAAUCUACCGCUGCAACUCGUUUCAUCUCCGUGGCCAGCAUGUCUUUGUCAUCGGAAGCUCGUCUAUUUUGGGGAACAGACCGCCUGAGGGAAUGUUCAAGCUUGUUCUAGGCAAACCCUUGCGGCUGGAGUGCAACGUUACUGACGAAAACCCUCAAAUUACGUGGGUCCGACUAAAUCUCGUGUCUGGAGAAGAGGAGGAUGUGGAGGAUAAGACAGACAAAUAUAACGUGGUUUCUAACAAACAAGCCAGCAGUCUUACUAUCAAAAAAGUUACCUUGGACGAUGUCAAGUACGAUUACACUUGCAAACUGAGCAAGGUCAGCGAUCGCGGACAAACUAUCGGUGUAUCUGAGACGUUUAUUACUUACAUGGCACCGACUGCAAGGUUGCCGAAAGAUAUUUCCUUGGAAGAGGGAACUGAGCUGAUGUUGAACUGCAGUGUGACUGGCAAACCUAAGCCGACAAUCCAGUGGAAAGUGGGAAACACUACUCUGGAGUCUGAUGGUGAGCGAAUUUCCAUCAACUACAACAUUCUGCGAAUCCAGAACGCCACAAAGGAAGACCGAGCUGAAUACACAUGCAUAGCGUCCAUUAUGAACGGAGCCGAGGAGGCAUCUGCUACAGCCAAUGUUCGAGUUAAAGACAAGCUCUCCCCGUUGUGGCCAUUCAUCGGAAUUUGCCUGGAAGUGGUUGUGCUCUGCCUGAUCAUCUUGAUUUAUGAGAAGCGACGCAACAAGUCCGAGCUGGAGGAAAGCGACACCGACCAGAGUCCUGAACAGAAGAACACUCCUGAUGUCGGGAAAGAUGUUCGCCACAGAAAUAAGUAGAAGCCAAACUUAAUUUCCCAAGACUUUUUAGUUCUGUACAAUUUUUUCAACCAGCUCCAAGGGAGUUGAAUUUGUAAUGUAAUUUGCGUAACCACCAGUACGAUUUUUGCACCUUUUAGAUCAUUUGUGGUUGAAUAAUAUACAGAAGUAAUAAUACAUAGAAUGGAUCCAUUGUCCAAGAUACGCUUCAAAUUGUAUGGUUAGAUGUUUGAUUUAAAACUACCUUUUUCUAUAUAACUAUAGUUCUCUAAGGUAGUUAUGAGAGUUUGUUAAAUCUGUAUAUUAUGUUUGGCAAGUUGCAAAUUAAUACAAUUUUCACGGUAUAUAAUGCCAUUUUGACGGAUCUCUGAUUUGGCAUAGAGAACAAUAAUUGAUUUUGCUAGAAAGUGCAUUUAAUUUUGUAGUUUUCUCGUUUGACCCUUCGCUACAUUUCAUUACAAAAUCAGAGAUCGGUCGCUUAAGAGAUGUUGUGAAUUUUUGACCUCAAAUAACCUCUUCAAUUAUAUGCCACAUUACUUAUAAACAUUUAGCUGGCUGUUAAUAAAUUUUUCCAGCAACACAGUCACUUUCACGCAAUGACUCAUUCAACAGCACCAUAAUGUUUGUUGAUGAAAACGUUAAUAAAAUCCAAAGGGUUGUUAUUAA